AUGUUGGUCUUUUUCCGGUUGGCGCGUUUCCGUUCCGAGCCUCAAUCCCGUCCCCUUCGAUGCCACAUCAUCUCGACCCAGAACUCUUCGCAUCCGCCGUUCCUGCUCAACCGAUUCGCCGGCGUCGUUCACCUCGACCCGAGGCAACUGGCAGCCGAGUCUGCAUUUGACGGUCCGGAGGAGGCGAUCAUUCAAUUCGGCCAUCUCUGCGUCGGCUCUAGCGCUUUUCGACGAGCGCGGCUGCUUCAAAACGCCUCGCCGCCACGCCUGACGCCUUCUCGUUCGUUUGUCGAGCCGAUCGAUAAGCAGCGGAUGGCGCAGCAUUUGAUUGGUCCGAUCAAUAAACCGAUCGAUGCAAGCGUCUCAUUGCAUUCGAGACUAGCGAAGCGGUCAGAACACAGUUCAGCAGCGACACUUCAGUCCGUUUCUGCUCCUCCCUCUUGUCCCUUCCCUUCCCUUCCCUUCCCUUUCCCUCCCUGCCCUUUCCCCUGGCACCCUCCUGCCACGUCUCGUCCAGUUGCUCUUUGCAAAUCUGACACACUUCGUCACGCUGGCCAUGAGCCCAAAUCACAAACCGAUGAUUAAUCACGAAGACAAGCCCUUGGCUCUGCUUCAGUAAGGCAGAACUGUUGUUCAUGUUUUAUGAUCGGGAAACCUGGAGUCUUGACUCAUCUGCCCAGCCAUUUUGAAAACUCCCCCUUUUGCGUCUACUCGCGAAAAUGGAGAGUUCACCGAGUUUGGACGCAGUUGCUUUCGUGCUUCACGCCCCACCAAAAGACUAGUAGUACCGUGGCAUCUGCUCUCAGACUGACAAAAAACGAGAAGACGAAAGCAGGCGACGUAGAGGCUGUCAAGUGUGCGUGGCUACGUGGCUGUAAUGGUGUCAGGACGCUGGAUGGCUUCUUCCAGGACAAGCAUCGUAUCGGCCUGCUCAUAUUCGACGACUUGGAACAGGCCAAGAAAUACGAGGAAUCCACUUUGAAAUACAGAGACGCUCAAUCUUUUGGUGGCAUCGAAUUGUUUCGAGUCCCUUUGGCUCUGCCUGUGCUCUCAAUCAGAAGUACUCAACUCUGGAGCCUUGCAGAAAAGACUGAUAAUGUCUCCUUCAUGCCUUUGCCUCCCAAUUCCUUCCCGCCCUCACCACCACAACCAACAGGCACUCAAUUUUGCCAGAUUGACUUCUACUCGGUGCGCAGCACAGAAUCAUUCACCAAAUUUCUGUUAAAGUACAACGAAAUGGUGCGUGAAAGCGGAGGAGUGAUGGUGGCUGGAUCUUCGCAGUACGGCACUUGGAUGAAGGAAUCUCAACCGACAUUCAUUUGCAUGGUUCAAUGGAAUAGAGUGUCAGAGUUCGAGGACUGUUUCAUGAAGGGUAAGUACAUUUCAGGCCUACCGCCAAAGAAAGUCUUAAAUAUGCUUUCUGUUGUCGGGGCUUAA
This is a messenger RNA of Protopolystoma xenopodis, 1437 nucleotides long. NCBI's taxonomy places the organism in Eukaryota, Metazoa, Platyhelminthes, Monogenea, Polystomatidea, Polystomatidae. The record is from the annotation of a GenBank genome assembly.